This is a messenger RNA of Exaiptasia diaphana, 4766 nucleotides long. Its product is annotated as ral GTPase-activating protein subunit alpha-2. The record is from RefSeq and is a predicted model, not a curated record. Gene Ontology annotation, cellular component: cytoplasm; nucleus. NCBI's taxonomy places the organism in Eukaryota, Metazoa, Cnidaria, Anthozoa, Actiniaria, Aiptasiidae. Gene Ontology annotation, molecular function: GTPase activator activity. Gene Ontology annotation, biological process: regulation of small GTPase mediated signal transduction; positive regulation of GTPase activity.
CAUUUUAUAUGUAUUUCCAGCUCAACCAUUCAGAGAAGCCAGUGUUCAUGCUUGAACCAACCAUCAUGGAUUCUGUUGACUCGCCAAAAUCAUUAUUGACCUUUGAUGAGUUAACUGAGCAACCAGCCAGUCCAGGAAGAACAUGGUCCUACUGCCGUGCUGUUGACAAAGAAAAGGAGAGUGUCUUUUYGUUGCCAAGGGAGGAAGUAAGAGCUGGGUUACAAGCCAAUUUGAGRCUCUUCCUGCUGCAUUCUGCUGAAGUGUUCUUGGUUCCUGAAGAAUUUGAAGUUCUUGUUAAACAGGUUGAUGUCUGCAAGAGAGUGAUACACUUUUAUAGAAGUAUUGUUCUAGAAGUGCCCAUGGAAGCAAAAACCUGGGAACAAUUACUGCUUGUCCUGCUUGGAGCAGCCCAACAUUUGUUGUCUAGAGAUGUCCCACAAGAAAAAGAAAGAACUCUYAGUGGUCAGCUUGCUGGCAGCUUGCUACAGACGUUGUUUGUGACAUGGAUAAGAGCCAAUCUCAAGGUUCAGAUAUCAUCAUUCCUGUGGGAUGAAUGCAUGAAAGUCUUAUCGUCGUUGACUCAUUGGGAAGAAGUCAUUGCUGAAUGGAAUUCAACCCUUCAAACUCUGACUAGAGUUAUGGCAAGAACUGUGUAUGCCCUUGACCUUGAGGACCUUCCACUAUCUAGACUAAGCGAACAGAAACGCAAAAGAAGAAGACAUCAAUUUGCAAACAAGUCUGAAUUCACAAAAGAUUCCUUUGCACGGCUGAGCAAGAUGCAAACACACAGCACCACCAACCAAAAGAGAGAAAGAAACAACGCAGGUAGUCCAAAGAUGCUACGUGAAGUUCCCAGUCAGGGCUCAGGGAUGUCUUCGGCACCCGUCACUCCCAAUGCUCAAAGACCAAACGUUGAAGCUAACAUAACCAAAGUGUGCCCUCCAGAAGGCGAUAAAAAAGAUCUGCAGUCUUCUCCUGGGGGACAGAGUGCUUUUAAGAGAGCAGAGAAGAAAAUGGCUGAUAACGAGUCAGGGAAGGAGAAAGGUUCUUCGGUCGUUGCAGCUGGUCCUGCAACCCCAAAAGAGAAUGAUUCUGCUGGUCAUGUUUCAUCCUSUAGUAGCCUURUCCAUGAUACUGACUCYAAGCCGUUGGUUGAUGUUAGGACGGACAGUCCKAUAACUAACAAGUUUAUCUCGCUCCAAGCAAGUGACACCGAAAGCACAGGAAGUGGAGAUUUCAACUUCAAACAAGAUGCCGAUGACAUUGUCAACGGUCUCAGRGAUGACGAUAAAGUAGACUUCGCCUCAACACCGCCACUAUUACGSCAAACAUCAGACACUAGUACYAUAUCAAGGCAGGACACCUCYAAGUCRAUGGAAUGGUACGAUUUGAGCUUUGAAACCAAAGAACCAAGCACUACACCRACUAUAACACUCAACAGCACCUCAAUGGGGCUAUCAAGAAUCAGUGAAUCUAGUCUUGAGUCUAAAUCAGAUUCUCGAGAUUCAYUAGUSGACAGUACUUCAAAGUCUUUCGGCCAAGUGGGUGAAGAUGCUAAGGAUGUUGCCUUUGAUGAAAUGGGGUCAGAUAGCAAGGGGAGCAGGUUCUCCUCUAUAUAUCUGACGUUUUGAGCCGAGGGUACAGAAGUCCAACUCCACCUCUAACUGAAAACCAUGACGGUCUAUUAGAGAUGGACGACUCUGAGGGAGGGGUCAGCGAUGAGGAUCAAUGUGUCAUUGCUGGUGGAACAAGGGAGGGGUGGGGACCUGUGUCAUCUGUGGUGUUAUGGCGAAGAAUGCUGGGCAUUCUGGGUAACAUUAACAAAAUUAGCAGCCCUGCRAUYCAUGCUAAAGUCAUUGAGUGCCUUUCCACAGUCUGGGACAUGCUGGCCAAGGUCCGACUAAACCAAGGCAUCUCUCUUGACAACAAGUAYACACCUCAAGUACCUGAACUUCUUCCGCCAUUACAGUUCUUUGCCACAUGGGUGUUUGAGGCUGCUUCAAUGUCAAUGUCAUACAAAUUCAAACAGGGACGUUUAUUAGCCUACCAGCUAAUGGCUUCCAUGACCGUUCGUCGACAUGAGCUCCCUCUGUCACAGGAAUAUCUUACUCACUUCUAUCGUCUAAUGCACAUUGGCUUGACUGGAACUGAUCAGGAUGUUAUCAGUGCUAUUAUUAGUAACUCUGGACAUUUUUUCUCGUUAACACUACCCUGCUGUACGCUKCUUAUUCUGGAUUUUAUCCAAGCUGCGAAUACCAUCUUUAUCAAUCAAAACAUGGAGCUGCCACGUGCCGAGGCUGUAACGCUGAUGGCUUCGUUAUUAAGCUAUCCCAAUGCCUUUCCRAACAUGCCAUUGCAUCAACCAGGGCACCAAACGAAUGAAUACCAACCAACCAGUACUGGUAAAGACAUAAAGGAGAAGCUUAUUGUAGCAUUGCUUAGAGUAGCUAAGCUAGAUCCAUCAACUACCGCUAGAUGUAUUGCUCUCAACUCUCUSGGUUUGUUUCUGGUUGAAGAGUUGGUACAUUGUCAAGGUCAUCCUCGAGUACAGGAUUGUAUCUGUGUUCUUUUACAAAGUAUUACUUUUUACCACAAGGCUAUUUCAACGGUAGCUGUAGACCUUAUCCACCUACUAUCAGAGUAUUACAAUGAACUAUCGGCAUAUGAAUAUGAUUUACCACUGAAGAUCGUAGAGGUUUUAUGUCAUACACUYGUCAGUAUUUUACCUGGAGGAGAAGCAGCACAAGCCCAGGACGAGAACUCGGUGGUGAUYCCACURAUUCUMUGUCUUUUGGACUGGACAAUGGCGAUACCGAUAGAAAGAUUGCUUAUGAAAAAGGGAGACGAAAAUUUGAGUGUUCUUUCUCGAGUUUUUCAAGUGCUAGAAAARGCAGUYGCSAACAGAGUUGUUCCAAAACGUCGAAAAUCCCUCAACAUAUCGACCAUAAUAAGCGGCGAUGGACGUCCUAUAAGACUAGCUAGAUUUUUCAGUCUUAACGAUAGUGUCUUAGUCACGCUGAUUGAGUUACAAAAAGAGACUCCCUCAGAUCGAUCAGUCCUUCAUGACAUGACGACAGCCAAAACACAAGUAAGGUUAAUAUUGCGUGACAUGACUGGACGUCACUCGUGGGACUACACACUGUUGUACGGCAAGAACGAUGAUAGCGGGAAAAGAACAUCCUUCCCUGGUUUAUUGCAAGGACUGACUGUUGAAGUCGAACCAGUACCAAGUGAACCUCAGAAGGUUUCAAGAAAGCGUAUGCUAAGAGAACUACGAGUCGAUAGCACACCCAUUGUUCCUGAUAGACUGGACGAGGCUUUAAGUUACAUCGGCUUAACAAGCCGUGAAUGUAUUCUUUAUCCUGACCAAUCACUGAACGAGCCAUCACCAUCCAGCCACUUGAUCAGUCSUUAUAUGGAAAGUUCAGUUAUCGAGUCCGUUUCUCAGCAAUUCCAGGCAGAGCUUGACUAUCAUCAUGACGUGUCAGAUAAUAGUGUAUCAGCAUCAGCGUUCCGUCCAACAUCUCAUAUCGACUCAAGCUCACCGUUUCAGCUUUGUAGAUUUCUGAUCAGCGAACAUGGAAUCAUGGCUUGGGAAAAAAGAAAUCGAGUCGAUUUGUUGAAUCGAAACGAGCGAUUUUUACGCGAAUUGAAGAACCUCGACAGCAGACGAUGUCGUGAAACGCAUAAAAUUGCAGUACUGUAUGUCGCUGAUGGCCAAGAAGACAAAACGUCCAUAAUGAAAAACAACGCUGGUAGUCAAGCGUACGAGGACUUUGUUGCUGGACUUGGAUGGGAGGUUGAUUUAUCAAAGCAUACAGGGUUUCUGGGCGGACUAGAACGCAACCUUUCCACAGGAUCUACAGCACCGUACUACGCUACAUCCACUCAAGAAGUCAUCUUCCAUGUAUCAACUCGUAUGCCUCUCGCUACAGACGGCACGGGCUUCACUAAGAAAAUGCGUCACCUUGGCAACGAUGGUGUACAUAUCGUGUGGUCGGAGCACAAUCGGGAUUACCGAUAUGGCAUCGUGAACACCGAGUUUGGUGAUGUGCUCAUCAUUAUAUAUCCACUUAAAAAUCAUUUGUUUAGAAUACAUAUUAUCAAAAAACCUGAGGUCCCUCAUUUCGGGCCGUUGUUUGACGGAGCGAUCGUUAAUAGAAGAGCUCUUCCAUCGCUUGUGAGGGCGACUGCUGUAAAUGCUAGUAAAGCAAGACAGUCAUUGAUGCCUUUAUAUGAGAGAUGCUACGAAGAACGCUACGACAGUAUACAAACAAUUGUAAAAAAUCACAAACAUUUAUCAAGUUUUGAAGAAUUCGCCUCAMGAUGCUUCAGUCCAGCACCGAACACGAGCAGUCGACCUUCUACGCCAGCGGUUGAACACAAGACAUCAUUACGCAUGCAAACAGCUUCGGCYAGUUUUGAACACGAAGCGUCCAUACGCAAUCGAUCCAAGAGUACAGGAAUGUCGUUGAUUGGUCAAAACACAAUAGAUUUGGGGGCAGCAAAUGCCAAUGAGCAUUUAACUACAACUAUCGCCAUGUCAGUCCCGGAYGAAUUGAACCGCGUGAGCACUGGUGAUAGCGUGGCACGGCAAGAAAAACGACGGCUGUCGCUAAGAUGGCGAAAUAAAUCCACUUCGRCUGUGUUAAGCGAGAUGUCAUCAGAGUCUAGUAUGUAUGCAGAGGGUCUAAAUGGUGAACAGUGAAUACAGAUUAUAUCCUAGGAAAUAUUAGAAAAUAUAUACGAGUCCMUUUACAGGCUUA